Messenger RNA from Branchiostoma belcheri (Belcher's lancelet), 1111 nucleotides. RefSeq names its product histamine N-methyltransferase-like. NCBI's taxonomy places the organism in Eukaryota, Metazoa, Chordata, Leptocardii, Amphioxiformes, Branchiostomatidae. The record is from RefSeq and is a predicted model, not a curated record. The transcript has 5 exons. The coding region runs from base 68 to 982 and encodes 304 amino acids.
CCGCCCGGCUGAGAGAAGGUUGGCGUGUCACCUCCCACGAAAUCAUCGCGUUCAAGUGCUGAGGACAAUGCUAAGAGUCGGGAGGCUGAUCAAGGACUCGCCAGUACGAUGGGAGGUCGCAUAUAAGACGUUCCUAGGCGCGUGUCAGACGACACGUCCCCGUGCCUACGAGGAAUUCUUGGAGGACAACAUCCCAAUACCGACUCCGCGCCAAGAGGGGGCCGCCGUCCGUGUACUCAGUAUUGGGAGUGGAUCAGGAGAGGUUGACAGCGCUAUCUUGAGGAAAAUCCUGCAAAGGCAAAGCAGCGUGUACAACAGAGUCGUGGAACCGUCGGGAGAAAUGCUGAAGGAUUUUAAGGCAAUGGUACAACAUGACACGAGCCUCGGUGCAGUGAAGUUUGACUGGCGCCAACAGACAGAGGAAGAGUACUUCUCUGACAACGAUGGCAAGAAGUUCGACCUUGCCCACGCCGUGCACGUUCUGUACUUUGUGGAGGACCACCACGCCACCUUGCGGAACAUGUGGGAACAACUGGCCGAGGGAGGCCACUUGUUUGCCUUUCUUCUUACGGGUAUGUUUUCUGAGCACAAAACACCUAACGUAUGUAUAUUUCCAGACAAAAGAGGCAUGGGGAAACUCUACCAUGAAACAUGGAACUGGUUUCCACAUGGAAACGAUCGUCUGAGGACGUCACUUCGCUCUUCUGGUGACGUCAGCCGUUCGCUACAAUCCCUGGGCAUCAAUUGCGUCAUCAAAGAGCAGGAGCAGUACGUCAACGUGGCGGAGUGCUUCAAGGAGCAUUCGGAGGCGGGAAGACUGAUUCUCGACUUCUUGACGCAAACGUCGAAUGUCUCCGCACACCCCGAGAUGAGGUCGAAAGUCCUGGAGUUUUUUCUGCGUAAUUCGUCGUCCGUGGAUGAUAAGAUCCUUUUCAGUACGGCUAACGCAGCUAUCAUCGCCCGUAAAAGUACACAGAAGUAAACAAGUCUGUCCACGUGUAAGAAAAAAUCUUUUGGCCUUUGGUAUUCUAGUGUGGCAUUGAAUUUUGCAUUGAAGACCUUGAUUAGUUUAUUCUCUAGUAGUUGUUAAGACUUUUACGUUAUUCUGUUA